AUGGCGCCUUCGGUAUCCAAGAGCUCCAAUAUGGGCCAAAUCAUUGAGUACAUUGAGAACCGCUUAUAUCUCGCAUCAUACGUAAACCCUCCCGAGGCCGACACCCUCUUUCCCUACCCGGAGCCACCAACCCGCUCGCCCACCAAGCGUUCGAGAGCUGCAGCUGAGCAGCCAACCCCGGUCGCCGCUCGCAAACAGCCAUACUACUUCUCCAUCGACGAUUCGCUUCUCUACAAUGCUUUCCACCACGACUUUGGCCCAUUGCACAUUGGUCACCUGUAUCGCUUUGCGCUCGAAUUCCAUGAUAUUCUUGGCGCCAAAGAGAACAAGGACCGACCAGUAGUGUUCUGGAGCAGAGCUGACCCGAGGAGCCGAGCCAAUGCCGCUUGCGUACUGGCAUGUUAUAUGGUGCUGAUCCAGUCUUGGCCACCGCACCUGGCGCUCGCGCCUAUCGCGCAGGUCGACCCCCCAUUGAUGCCAUUCCGUGACGCUGGCUACAGCACAGCCGACUAUGGAAUCACGGUACAAGAUGUCGUUUACGGUGUAUGGAAGGCCAAGGAAGAGGGCUGUGUGAUGCUCGACUCUUUCGACCUUGGCGAGUACGAAAAAUACGAGCGUGUUGAGAACGGCGACUUCAACUGGAUUACUCCUCACUUCCUGGCCUUCGCGUCGCCAAUGCACUUACCCGUCGACAGGGUAACCGAAGCCAUGGGAGACGCUUACAAGCUCCUCCCCAAGACCAUCGCAGAUGUCAACAAACAUCCCGACCUGCCGGAUCCCUUCAAGAAUGUUCUCUGCCACUUUUCCGAAAAGAACAUUGGCCUCGUCGUGCGUCUCAACUCCCAGCUGUACUCUCCAUCCUACUUUGAGUCCCUCGGCAUCCGCCACUUGGACAUGAUCUUCGAGGAUGGUACCUGUCCACCCCUCUCCCUCGUGCGAAAGUUCAUCCGCCUGGCGCACGAGACGAUUACGAUACGUAAGCGCGGGAUCGCCGUGCACUGCAAAGCCGGUCUCGGCCGCACUGGCUGUCUGAUCGGUGCCUACCUCAUCUACCGCCAUGGCUUCACGGCCGAUGAGGUUAUCAGCUACAUGCGCUUCAUGCGCCCGGGUAUGGUAGUCGGCCCGCAGCAGCACUGGCUUCACCUGAACCAGGGCGUGUUCCGUGAGUGGUGGGUCGAGGAGCGUGUGGCUCGCAAGCUGCGCAAGGAGCUCGCUGCCGCAGCUCAAAACACGGCCAACACGGGCGUUCCGAGCACUCCAAUCCGUGCCAUGCAAAAAGCUAGCCUUGGUCGCACCAGCGCCACGCAAGCCAGCACGCCGCCCAGCAAGUCACGCACACCGCUCGGCGAGAUGGACACGGAGAGCAACACGGUUGGUGUUCAAGAGGACUAUCUGCCUGCCCCAACACCCGGUCAGCCACGAAAGACGGGAAGGAACCCUAGCGGGCGUCACCACCCGUACUCUCGCAACGACGUAAGCGCCAAAGUUGAGGAGCAGCAACACGCUUCGGAGAGCAUCUCGGUGCACCGCAGCACCAACGAGAGCGAUGAGGAGUGGCACAUGCGCAUGGCCAGGACCUCGACGCGAGCCAGCCCCAACGAGAAGAAGCCGCGCAGCGCCAGCCACACCACCACAACCACCACGACAACACACCAUGUCUACUCUUCCUCUUCCACUUACGUCGACAACGACGCUUCCAACGACAUUGAGAACAUCGGCUCUUCUGUUGGAAGAACCAAGUCGGUCAAGGAAGAGGGCGCACGCUCCAGCGCGAGCGGCGUGCUCGCCAAGGUUCGUGGUGUCGAGCGCUCUGGAAGCACGAGGAGGGCGGCUGCGUCGACCACGGUGGGCAAGGAGCCGACCGGCAUCAGGAAGACGAGCGGCAGGGUAGCCAGCGCUCACGCGGGAGCUGUGCGAAAGGCCUCAGGGCUGUAA
This is a messenger RNA of Pyricularia pennisetigena, 1935 nucleotides long. RefSeq lists its product as uncharacterized. The transcript is spliced from 3 exons. Gene Ontology annotation, cellular component: centrosome; spindle pole; mitotic spindle pole body. The record is from RefSeq and is a predicted model, not a curated record. Gene Ontology annotation, molecular function: protein tyrosine/serine/threonine phosphatase activity; protein serine/threonine phosphatase activity. Gene Ontology annotation, biological process: protein dephosphorylation; microtubule cytoskeleton organization; regulation of exit from mitosis. NCBI's taxonomy places the organism in Eukaryota, Fungi, Ascomycota, Sordariomycetes, Magnaporthales, Pyriculariaceae. Bases 1 to 1935 code for a protein of 644 amino acids.